UUCGUUCGCCUGGUCAACAACAGCAGAGAAAGAGGGACAGAAGAGUGAGAGUAUCGCGAGGAAUCCCGGCGCAUCCCGAGAAUCCGUAACCCGAAGUUCCACAGUUCCAAAGUUCCGUGAAUCCCAGUAAUCCAGCAAAAACCUCGCCAUGUGCCUUUCAUCACCCAUCCCCGGCCAGACUCAGCCACAGGCUGUUGGACAUUGCAAUGGCUCUUGCACCCUGGACAGAAACGGCAACCGCAGCACCACCACCAGCGUAGCCAACGGAGGAGAGCUUAAGCACAGAGGCAAGCACACCACCACAGACCUAGACGACGACAAUUUAGGCUACAAGGAGGCGAAUGCCGUCUACAAGGAGAAUGCCAUUGAGACGGCCAAGUUGCAGGAGGAGCAGGAACAAAAGUCAAAGGAGGUAGAGGAGGAGGAGGAGUACCGGCCACAGAUCAGAUGGCCGGAUCUGGGUGCCCAGACCUUCCUGCAUGUCGGCGCUCUUUAUGGAGUGUACCUGCUGUUCUACGCAAAAUUCUACACAUUCCUCUGGGUUGUGGUCACCGUUUGGGUCUCCGGAAUCGGCAUUACGGCAGGAGCCCAUCGUCUGUGGUCGCACAAGUCAUACACAGCCUCGCUGCCUUUGAGAAUUCUGUUGGCCUUUGCCUUCUCCAUUGCUGGUCAGAGAGAUGCCUACACCUGGGCCUUGGACCACAGGAUACACCACAAGUUCGCUGAGACGGAUGCUGAUCCGCACAAUGCCAAGAGAGGCUUCUUUUUUGCCCAUGUGGGCUGGCUAUUUCUCACCCCACAUCCCAAAGUGGUGGCCAAGCGCAAGGUCAUUGACAUGUCCGAUUUGGAGGCCGAUGCCGUGUGCAUGUUCCAGCGCAAAUAUUACAUACCCCUCUUUGCCCUCUGUUCCAUCAUUUUGCCGGUGGCUGUGCCCUGGUACUUCUGGAACGAGGACCUCUUUAUGUCCUUCUGGAUCAACUUUAACAUGCGCUUUACUUGGACACUCAACGUGGCCUUCUUUGUGAACAGUGUGGCGCAUAUGUACGGCAACAAGCCCUACGACAAGAACAUCAUGUCCGUUGAGGCACCCAUCGUCUCCCUGCUGGCCAUGGGAGAGGGAUGGCACAACUAUCACCACGUCUUCCCCUGGGACUACAAGACGGGCGAGUUCGGCAACUACAGCCUCAACAUUACCACUGGCUUCAUUGACUUUUGCGCCUGGCUGGGCCUGGCCAAAGGAAGGAAAUCGGUAUCUCAGGACAUGGUUAUCAGGCGAGCUGAAAAGUGCGGCGAUGGCACUCGCUUCUUGAGCGAUGAUUUCGCCCACAAAGACUCAGUGUGGGGCUUCGGGGACAAGGACAUUCCCUGCGAGGACCUCGUGGAACUGGCCAAGAUGCAAAACUGAGCCAGUGUAUCAGCCUGUGGUUUCAUAGUAUUAAGUUUGUAGCAGCACCACAAGUCGCCAAGCCAUGCAUGCCUUAUAACCCAUUUACCCAUAUACCCAUGCCCAUCCCCAUCCCGGAUCACUAGGAUCCUUGUAUUGUAAGCCGGAAAUAAGAGGCGUCAUCAAGUACCGAAUGGAUAUUAUAUUGGGGGAUGUGAUUUAUUUAACUAAACCUGCUUUUGAGAUAAACUCCAUUCGGUAUUGCGUUGAUACCCCUUGUUUUCGGUGGUGGGACGCUGGUCCCCCCCUUCGUUGCUUUCGUUACUUACCUGCGGGUCAAUAAACUAUGUUUUAUAUUAA
This is a messenger RNA of Drosophila kikkawai, 1744 nucleotides long. Its product is annotated as acyl-CoA Delta-9 desaturase. Gene Ontology annotation, biological process: unsaturated fatty acid biosynthetic process. NCBI's taxonomy places the organism in Eukaryota, Metazoa, Arthropoda, Insecta, Diptera, Drosophilidae. Gene Ontology annotation, cellular component: endoplasmic reticulum membrane. The record is from RefSeq and is a predicted model, not a curated record. Gene Ontology annotation, molecular function: iron ion binding; stearoyl-CoA 9-desaturase activity.